GGUCCGCCGGGGUCCCCUCCCUCGGGCCGCCCCCAGCACCGACUUGGCGCGAGCCUAUAAAAGCCGGCCACCGUGCGACCCGCGGACACACGCUGUAGGCUCGGGAGCCGCUGCCACUUGAAGGGCGCCAACUCCUGCACUGCCGCGACCGCCGCGCCACCAUGUCCCAUCACUGGGGGUACGGCAGCCAGAACGGACCUCAGCACUGGCAUAAAGAGUUCCCCAUUGCCAACGGAGAGCAUCAGUCUCCUGUCGACAUCAGUACCAAGGCAGUCACGUAUGAUCCCGCCCUGAAGCCUCUGCACCUUCACUAUGACCAUGCUGCUUCGCUAAAGAUCCUCAACAAUGGUCACUCCUUCAACGUGGAGUUUGAUGACUCCCAGGACAAAGCAGUGCUGAAAGACGGCCCCCUGGAUGGCGUGUACAGAUUGGUUCAGUUUCACUUUCACUGGGGCUCUUCUGAUAAGCAAGGUUCUGAGCAUACUGUGGAUAAAGUGAAAUAUGCUGCAGAGCUGCACUUGGUGCACUGGAACACCAAAUAUGAGAGUUUUGGAAAAGCUGCACAACACCCUGAUGGACUGGCUGUUUUGGGUGUUUUUUUAAAGAUUGGCAGUGCUAAGCCAGGCCUGCAGAAAGUCCUUGAUAUGCUGGAUUCCAUUAAAACCAAGGGUAAGAGUGCUGCAUUCACUGGCUUUGACCCUCGUGUUCUCCUUCCUGAAAGCUUGGACUACUGGACUUACCCAGGCUCACUGACCACGCCUCCUCUUCUGGAAAGUGUGACCUGGAUUGUACUCAAGGAACCCAUCACCGUAAGCAGUGAGCAGAUGUUAAAGUUCCGUGGCCUUCACUUCAACGCAGAAGGUGAAGCUGAAGAACCAAUGGUGGAUAACUGGCGCCCAGCUCAGCCAUUGAAGAACAGGAAAAUCAAAGCCUCCUUCAAAUAAGAAAGGCUCCAGAGUGGGUGUGGUCUUCUAGGGUUUUCCUGUAGCUUAGCACAAACCUACCUUGGUGAUUUGGACCCCAGCUGCUUUUCUAGAUCCUUCAUCUCUCCCCCGAUGUGCUAACUAAUCAACUGUGAAGAGCAAGGCCAGGUGUCGUACUGGACAGAGUGCUGUACGGGGUCAGUGCUCAGCUUCUGGUGUAGCCUUUGCAUAACAGGAAUCUAACAUGAAGGGUAGGAAGAAAGCACCUCGACUUCCUUCACACCUUGUAGGGUAACGAGCACUUGGUACUGUUCAUUAAAAUGCUAUUUUUAAAACAUAGGAGAGUAGAAUGGUUCCAUUCAAAUCCAUGUCUUAAGACAAAGUUAGCUAACAGGCAAAACAGAGAAAAUAUUUUAUAUAAUAUAAAUCAAACAAAUGUUUGUGAUCCCAAGAUGCUGCAUUAAAGAAAAACUUUUAAAAUUAUUAUAUAUUUGCAGCAAAGUUAUCUUAAAGAUGAAUUAUGUUGUAAUUUAGUGGCUUUUGAACUCUAGGGAUAUAAAUGAAGUAUAUCUGUAAAAAUUGUUAUAGUUGUGAUACAGAGUAUAUUUCCAUUCAAAUGAUACCAUAACUUAAUAAAUAUUGUAUUUUAGAUAUAUUCUCUAAUAAAAUUCGUAAUUCUA
Cavia porcellus (domestic guinea pig) is the source of this 1603-nucleotide messenger RNA. RefSeq names its product carbonic anhydrase 2 (gene Ca2). Gene Ontology annotation, cellular component: apical part of cell; plasma membrane. Gene Ontology annotation, biological process: carbon dioxide transport; regulation of intracellular pH. NCBI's taxonomy places the organism in Eukaryota, Metazoa, Chordata, Mammalia, Rodentia, Caviidae. The transcript is spliced from 7 exons. Gene Ontology annotation, molecular function: zinc ion binding; carbonate dehydratase activity. The record is from RefSeq and is a predicted model, not a curated record. Bases 162 to 944 code for a protein of 260 amino acids.